This is a messenger RNA of Arachis ipaensis, 750 nucleotides long. Lineage: Eukaryota; Viridiplantae; Streptophyta; Magnoliopsida; Fabales; Fabaceae. The record is from RefSeq and is a predicted model, not a curated record.
AUGCCGCCUCUAGGGACAGAUGCUAUGGCCCCAGAGUUCAGCCAUGGAAGUGAGGCAACAGUUGAUGCCCCUCCAUCACCUCCUAUCGUGCAGCAUAAACUUGUCUCCAUUGAUGGUAAUGCUUCUCACUCUGAAAAUUGUUUCAAAUUUACUAUUCUAUAUGCUGUUGCAUUUGUGAAUCAGUAUGGAUCUGAAAGUAAUGGUGCCAUGAGUUGCAUCUUUGGUAUGUCACUUUACCCACAGGGUGGUGGUUCUUGUGGGAAAAGUCACCAGGGUUUGGUUUUUGGGUUAACUGGUGUUGGUGUUGCUUUGGGUGGAUUUGGGCUUGUUUUCAAAGGGAUUUUGUCCGAUGGUUCAGUCGUGGCGGUUAAGAGGAUCUUAGAAUCUGAUUUUCAAGGGGAUGUGGAGUUUUGUAAUGAGGUGAAGAUUAUUAGCAACCUGAAGCAACGGAAUCUGGUGCCUCUUCAAGGCUGUUGUGUAGUGGAUGAUGAUGAUGAAAAAUUUAAUGACAGGGGAAGCCAAAGGUUUUUGGUUUAUGAUUACAUGCUGAAUGGAAACCUUGAAGACCAUCUGUUUCUGGUGAGUGAGCAGCAAAAGUUGAAAAAAUCGCUGACUUGGCCUCAAAGGAAGAGCAUAAUCUUGGAUGUGGCAAAGGGGCUGGCUUAUCUGUCGUGCGAUGCAUGUGUUCACGGUGAUGUAUUUAUCGUUCAAAUUCAUAUUAGGGUUUCAGGGACUAAUGGGACGUCUUAA